This is a messenger RNA of Solanum dulcamara, 1763 nucleotides long. Its product is annotated as F-box/kelch-repeat protein At1g16250. The coding region runs from base 219 to 1367 and encodes 382 amino acids. Gene Ontology annotation, molecular function: protein binding. The record is from RefSeq and is a predicted model, not a curated record. The transcript has 3 exons. Lineage: Eukaryota; Viridiplantae; Streptophyta; Magnoliopsida; Solanales; Solanaceae.
AAAAAAGCUGUCAGAAUAACCUGGAUAAACCCAAUCAAAUUAUAAAGCCCUCUUUCACUUCUAUAAUUUCCACCAGAAAAUCGGCGUUGUUCUUCUUGGAGUUGCCAGAAGUUUUACUUGUAUGCAGGCAUCACAUCAACAACCCUUUGAACCAUCUGGAUUUCUUGACCGAUUCCCAGUAUCUGGAAAUUUCGAGCUCUUAGAGAGUGACCUCAUUAAUGCAGCCGAUUGAUCAACCGCUAAUACCUGGACUACCAGAUGAUUUGGCAUUGAGAUGUCUAGCAAUGAUAUCACAUGGAUAUCAUGGUAUUCUUGAAACAGUAAGUAGACGAUGGAGAAAGCUAUUCCGUAGUGCAGAGUAUUCCAAUUACAAAGCUAGAGAAGGAUGGUCUGGAAACUGGUUGUUUGUUCUCACUGGAGGAUCUGAGAAUCAAUGGGUUGCUUAUGAUCCUGAAGCUGUUAGGUGGCACCCUCUGCCCAGGAUACCCACAAGCCACCCUGACCAAGAGCACCUUGGUUUCUCAUGUGCCUGUGUCUUGAAUAAAUUCUUUCUGAUUGGUGGCACAUAUGGAGCACGUGAUCUAGUAUUUCCCCAUCAAAGAGCCCUGACGACAAAUGAAGUUUUCGAAUUUGAUCCUUUCAGAAAAGAGUGGAGAAAUGUUGCAAGUAUGAGAACACCACGUUCUCACUUCGCCUGCAGUGUUGUCUCUGGUAAGGUUUAUGUAGCUGGAGGGCGCAACACAUCAUCGGGAGGAGGGAUUGCUCUUGCUGAAGUUUAUAAUCCACUGACAGACAAGUGGGAAGACCUACCACCGCUGCCAAGUCCCCAGAUGGAUUGCAUAGGCCUACCAUACGAUGGUAAAUUUUAUGUUCUAACGGACCUUGUUGGGCUACUAGAGCAGGAGACAUCUGUUGUUUUUGAUCCGUCCGAUGGAACAUGGCUGAGUGUAGAUGAUACUUGGCCGUUUUCCAGGGCCAUGCAUUUGGGAAUUCAGGUGCUUGAUGGUGGUCAUAUAUGCACAGUUGUAGAUUGGGGUGGGAGCUCCAUUAAAACCAGGGAUGUGGAUAGCAGGGAGUGGCAUCAUAGAGGUUUGAUACCUCCUGUGAUUCUACCUGACCAUCCGCGGCCUCUAGAGGUUUUUGAUUAUGGAUUUGUUGCACUGAGAAAUGAAAUUUAUGUUUUGGGAGGAAGAGUGCUGCGAUGGGAGGAAUCUGGGACCGGGAAGUUUAACAUUGUGAAGUUGAGCACAGUUAGAGUGUGCAACCCACUGAGUUUACCUUUAAGGUGGAGGGAGAUCAGACCAAUGUGUGAGCCUGCAUUUGGCUCCAUACUAGGUUGUGCAUCCAUGGAAACAAGAUCUUUGUGAUUUAAGGUUCUAUUUCCUAUGUGCUGAUGUUUUGUUGUAAAAAUGACGAACACAUUGCAACCUUGCUCUAAUGAUCGGCUAAGAAAGGUAUUACCAAUGGAGAUUAUCAUUCGUUCAAUUAAAUUUUGACUGGUGCGAGUGAAGUGGAUCUAGAACAUUGAGGAAAAGCUGCUGGCCUUGAGUCGAAUUCUGCAACAAUUGACAGGCACGGCAAAGUUCCAGUAAGAUUGUGGUAGAUUAUUCGAAUAGCACAUUAUGGAAUCACUAAAAUAUGUAUGAAUGCUCUAAGUUUCCAUUUCAGUGGUUCUUUUUCCUGUUUCCAUAGGAACGUCUCCCCCCAAAGUCAAUAUACUGAGUUUGUUCUGUUGUUUUGAAUUACAUCUCCUGGCUUUCUUU